AGGCAAAUGUUCUCUCUGAUUUCCGUUCAUUCAGUGUCUGCGAUGCUUUCGGGUUCUGGAGAUUUAUGAAUCUAAAGGGAAUCAUCAGUGCUGAUCCGAGCCGGCCCAAGUCAUACUCAAACACUGACGGUUGGAGGCUCCUGCUGUGCUGCUGUUGAGUCGGCGCUGAACCUGCACCAGGAAGAGAAGAACCUGAGGGCAGAACCAUCAUGGAGGGAGGCCGGAGUCUGCUGCUGUGCCUCAUCGUGGCGGCGUGUUUCCAUGGCAACGCCGCCCAGACGACAGUCUGCACCCAAGAGGCCGUAGCUGACCUGGUCUUCCUGGUGGACGGCUCAUGGAGCAUCGGCACCAAGAACUUCGAUCAGAUCCGUCAGUUUCUCUACACGCUGGUCAACAGCUUCGACGUCAGUCCCGAUCACGUUCGGGUCGGCCUGGUCCAGUACAGCUCCAUGCCGCGUACCGAGUUCCAGCUCAACACCUUCCAGGACAAGAAGGAGAUCCUGGAGUACAUCAAGAGCCUACCGUACUCGGGGGGCGAAACCAACACUGGGAAGGGCCUGGACUUCCUGCUGAACAGGCACUUUGUGGAGUCAGCUGGGAGCCGCGUGGCGCAGAGUGUGCCGCAGAUCGCCGUGAUCAUCACCGACGGCAAAUCACAGGACGAGGUGGAGCGCCAUGCGGAGAGGCUGAGGAACAAGGGGAUCAUUCUGUACGCCAUCGGCAUCAAGGACGCAGACGCAGAUGAGCUGAAGCAGAUAGCUAACCAGCCGCACAGUCAGCACGUCCACAGCGUGUCGGACUUCUCCGCUCUGCAGGGCAUUUCCCAGAACAUCGCCCAGACGCUCUGCACCACCGUGGAGGAGGCCAAGAGACAAGUCCAGCAGAUGUCUCAAGAAUGUGCCAUAGCCAACAUGGCCGACAUCGUCUUUCUGGUCGAUGGCUCUUCCAGCAUUGGCAUCCCCAGCUUUCAGCAAGUUCGGUUGUUUCUCCAAAGCGUUGUCUCCGGUCUUGACAUCGGCCCAGACAAAGUCCGGGUCGGCCUGGCUCAGUACAGCACCAACCCUCACAAAGAGUUUCUGUUGAAGGAGCACCUGGACGCUCCGUCUCUGAUGACUGCAAUACAGAAAUUUCCCUACCGGACCGGAGGGACGAAUACCGGCAAGGCCAUAGACUUUCUGAUGUCGGAGUACUUCACGGAGGAGGCAGGCAGCCGAGCGAGUCAGAGAGUGCCUCAGAUCGCCGUAAUCAUCACUGACGGAGACUCGUCAGACGACGUGACGAACCCGGCCCAGCGACUGCGAGAACAGGGGGUCAUCAUCUUCGCCAUCGGGGUGGGAAAGGCCAAUCUGGAGGAGCUGGAGAACAUCGCUAACCGGCCAUCACAGCGCUUCCUGUUCACCAUCGACAGCUACGAGGCCCUGCAGAGGCUGACGGGGGGUCUGCUGCAAACCGUCUGUGUCUCCAUGGAGGACCAACGACAAGCUUUGGCAGAGAAGUUUGCAGACAUCUUCUUCCUGGUGGACGGCGGUAUGACACAAAUUCAGUUCCAGCAGGUCAGAACGAUCCUCACCCGCCUGGCCAAUCAGGUUAACUUUGGAGCAUCUGCCUAUCGCCUGGGCUUGGCCCAGUAUAGUGAACAAGUGAAGGUGGAGUUUCUCCUCAACCAGCACCAAACCAGAGAGCAGAUCCAGGCUGCAGUGAAGAGCUUCCAAUAUCUCCGACUUCCACCUGCUGCAAAACGAAACCUGGGCGCCGCCUUGAUCUACGCCAGCGCCAACUUUUUCACCAAGGAGGCGGGAAGCCGAGCAGAUCAAGGCUACAGACAGUUCCUGGUUGUUAUCAGCGGGAAUGACUCCAGUGAUCAUGUGUUUUUCGGAUCCCGUCAAAUCCAGUCAGAAGCCRUCACUGUGGUGGGGAUGAGCCUCGGAGCGUCCAUGGAGGAGCUGCGCGUUGUUGCCACUGGACAGCAUGUCUACCAGGUCAACACCACCACUGUUCCUCUGCUCAGACGCAUCUUUGAGACUGAGGAACCCGAGACGUCUCUGACUCAAGAUUGCAGAGCUGCCAAACUGGCCGAUAUCGUGUUCAUCGUGGACGAGUCGGGAAGCAUCACCGUCCAAAACUUCCAGCUGGUCCGUUCCUUCCUGUACUCGAUCAUCAGCGGCCUGGAAAUCGAUCCAAACAGAGUCCGAGUGGGGAUCGUGUUGUACAACGAGGAACCCACAGCGCAGGUCUACCUCAACACAUUCAAGCAGAAAACCGAACUACUGAACUUCGUCAAAAUCCUGCCUUACCGUGGAGGUGGUACAAGCACCGGGGCUGCCCUGAACUUCACGCGGGAGAACGUCUUCAUCACAGAGCAAGGGAGCAGGAAGGAUAAAGGUGUGGAGCAGGUGGCUGUAGUGAUCACCGAUGGAGAGUCUCAGGACAACGUGAGCCAGGCAGCAGCUGAGCUUCGGCGUGCCGGAGUCACCAUUUACUCCGUGGGAGUCCAAAAUGCCAAUGAGGAGGAGCUGAGGCAGAUAGCCUCCCACCCUCCACAGAAACACGUCUUCGUGGUGGACAGCUUCGCCAGACUGAAAUCACUGGAACAGUACCUGCAGAAAACUCUGUGCUACAACAUCAUCCGCCAGGCGGUGUCAGUCAGCGCAAGAAGAUCCGGCAUCAGAGAAGGCUGCGUCCAAACAGAUGAAGCUGACAUCUUCUUCCUCAUCGACCACUCAGGAAGUAUUUACCCGUCUGAUUUUCAAGACAUGAAGACGUUCAUCCUUGAGUUUAUCAACAUCUUCCGUAUUGGACCACAACAUAUCCGCAUAGGAGUCGCAAAAUAUGCAGAUUUGCCAGAACUGGAAUUUGAUCUGACGACCCAUUCGGAUCAGGAGACGCUGAAGAAAGCGGUGGAGGAGAUCGGACAGGUGGGAGGCGGCACAAUGACUGGGAAAGCUCUGGAGUUUAUGGGUCCGCUCUUUAAAAGAGCCACGGUGACCCGCGGUCACAAAGUUCCUGCGUACCUGGUGGUCAUCACUGAUGGAGAGUCUGCGGAUGAGGUCAAGGCUCCUGCAGAGGCUCUGAGGGCGCAGGGCGUGAUCACCUACGCCAUCGGGGUGAAGGACGCUGUUGAGAGAGAACUGGAAGAGAUUUCUGGCAACCCAAAGAGGAUGUUCUUCGUUAACAAUUUUGAUGCUCUCAAUCCAAUCAAGGACGACAUCAUCACUGACAUCUGCACCAGAGACGUUUGUAAAGAUGUACCAGGUGACCUGCUGUUCCUCAUCGACAGCUCUGGAAGUAUUCACCCAGACGACUACAACAAAAUGAAGGACUUCAUGAAAUCUGUCAUCAGAACGUCUUUGGUUGGCAGGAAUGAGGUUCACGUUGGUGUGAUGCAGUUCAGCAGCAGCCAGAAGCCCGAGUUCUCCCUCAUUGACCACUUCACCAAAAAUGACAUGAUAGUGGCCGUUGACGGCAUGACGCAGAUGGGCGGAGGAACGAAGACCGGCGCAGCCAUCUCAGCGGUGUCCCAGCUCUUCGAUCCAGCCAGCGGAGGACGCCCAGACCUGCCGCAGAGGCUGGUGGUGAUCACUGAUGGCGAGGCUCAAGACGACGUCAAAGCUCCUGCUGAGGAACUGAGGGCCAAGGGAGUUGUGGUCUACGCCAUUGGAGUGAUGGAGGCCAACACCACCCAGCUGCUGGAGGUCAGCGGCUCUGCAGAGAGGAUCUACGCUGAGAGGGACUUCGAUGCUCUGAAGGAUCUGGAGAGACAGCUGUCCCUGGAUCUGUGUGAUCCAGAGAGAGACUGCAAGAAGACGGAACAGGCAGACAUCAUCUUCCUGGUGGACGGCUCCACCAGCAUCACCCUGGACAAGUUCAGAAGCAUGCAGAAGUUCAUGCAGUCCAUGGUGAACCAAACCAUGGUGGGCAAAGACCUGACUCGCUUUGGCGUCAUCCUCUACUCCACCAACCCCAAGUCUGUCUUCACCCUGAGUCAGUACGGCACCAGACAAGAGGUUUUUAAGGCCAUAACAGCCCUGAGGUCCCCGCUGGGAGACACCUUCACUGGACGGGCCCUGAAGUAUUCGUUGCAGUUCUUCGGUGCUGAGCAUGGGGGGCGGGCGGAGCUGAAGGUGCCUCAGAUCCUCAUGGUGAUCACGGACGGAGACGCUACCGACCGCUACAGCCUGGUUGAGCCGUCUGUGGCGCUCAUGAACGCAGGAGUCAACGUGUUCAGCAUCGGGGUGGAAGGAGCCAACGUGACCCAGCUGGAGAUCAUGGCUGGUAACGAUCAGUCCAAGGUUUUCUACGUGGACAACUUCAAAGCCCUGGAAAGCCUCCACAAGAACAUCAGCCAGGUGCUCUGCAACUCUACCAAGCCAGUUUGUGAGAAGCAGGAGGCUGACCUGGUUUUCCUCGUCGACCAGUCUGGCAGCAUCAGCUCCAGCGAUUACUCCAUCAUGAAGAACUUCACCAUUCAACUGGUGAACAGCUUUAAAGUCGGUAAGGAUUUGGUUCGCGUUGGACUCGCCCAGUUCAGCAGCAGCUUCCAGCAUGAGUUUUACCUGAACCAGUUCUACCAGGAGACGGAGGUCUCUGCCCACAUCUUCAACAUGAGGAAUACGGGUGGAGGCACCAACAUUGGACUGGCUCUGGACUCCAUCAGGGAAUACUUUGAAGCUUCUCGCGGCAGCCGGAGAUCUUCAGGAAUCUCACAGAAUCUGGUCCUGAUCACGGACGGAGAUUCACAGGAUGAGGUGGAACAGCCGGCCGAUCUUCUCAGAGAUCUGGGGAUUGAGAUGUUCGCCAUCGGCGUUGGCGACGUCCACGACCUGCAGCUGCUGCAGAUCACCAAAGACCCCAGGAAGAUGUUCACAGUGCAGAACUUUGGCAGCCUGGAUGCAAUCAAGCAGAAGGUAGUGGACACCAUCUGCAAGUCCAAACCCUCAACAGACCAGCCUGACUGCUCCAUCGACAUCGCCAUGGGCUUUGAUAUCUCUCGGCGAAGCGGCGAGACUUUGGUGAGCAGCCAGAGCAAACUCCAGGCCUUCCUGCCCGAGAUCGCGCGCUACGUUUCCUCAGUGCCACGCCUGUGCUGCACCAACAGCGCCAUCAGCCCCAGCCUGGCCUAUCGCCUGGUGGCCAGGGACGGCCGCAUCCUGGACGACUUCAAAUUUGAGGCCUACAACGAGGACGUGGUGAGGAAGGUCAUGACCUCCAGUCUGAGGGAGCCCACGUUCUUCAACUCGGCCCUGCUGCGGUCCUUCGAGGCGAAGUUCAGGGCCGAGUCCAGAACCGGCGUGAAGGUGCUGGUGAUCUUCUCAGACGGACUCGAUGAAGACGUGAUUACUCUGGAGAACGAGUCUGAGAGGCUGCGGCAGUCGGGGGUCAGCGCGCUGCUCGUCGUGGCCCUGGAGGGCGUGCGUAACGCCGCCCAGCUGCAGAUGGUGGAGUUCGGCCGAGGGUUCGGAUACAAACUUCCUCUGACCAUCGGAAUGCCGAGCGUCGGGAGCGCCGUCCUCAAACAGAUCGACUCGGUGUCGAACAGGGAGUGCUGCAACGUCAUGUGCAAAUGUUCUGGACCAGAAGGAGUCCGAGGCUCCCGGGGCGGCUCGGGGUCAAAGGGCGUCCGGGGACAGAACGGUUACCCAGGAUUCCCUGGAGACGAGGGCGGCGCCGGUGAGCGUGGCGCUCCCGGGCCCAGCGGACCUCCAGGAGUCCAGGGCUGCCCCGGACUCAGAGGACAGAAGGGCGGGCGCGGCCUGCGCGGGAACCGGGGGGAAGACGGAGAGGACGGGCUGAACGGGAUCAACGGGGAGCAGGGAGAAACGGGAAAAGAUGGAGCUGGAGGAGAGAGAGGACAUCCAGGAAACCCGGGCAUCCCUGGACUCAGAGGGGAGCGUGGGCCGGAAGGACAGCGAGGACUGAGAGGAGACCCGGGCGAGCCGGGCGGCGACAACACGGCUCCAGGAGCCAAAGGAGAGGCCGGAUACCCAGGAUUACCGGUAACACGCAGUAGGGAGCGGCUUCCUCCAGAAACUUCAAGAAAUGAAAGUUACAGACAACAUGAUGGCUGGUCACUGCUCAGGUUCAGCCUGGAGAGGAGGCCGGUUCUGGUUCUGGUUCUGGUUCUGGUUGUGCUGUGUCCACUCUCUGACCCGUUUGUGAACCCACAGGGGGCUCCAGGAGAGGACGGACGGCGAGGAGAGCCCGGCAUCAUGGGAAACGCGGGUCAGGACGGGAGGCGAGGGAAUGCGGGUCAGAAGGGCUCGACCGGACCGUCCGGUUCUCCAGGUCCAAACGGACCUCCAGGUGCUGCCGGGCCCCAGGGGCCCCGCGGCGUCCAGGGCCCGUCCGGACCCACAGGAGUGCCGGGCCUGACCGGACCUCAGGGCGCGGCGGGGCCGGUGGGAGAGGCCGGGCUGGUGGGGCGGCGCGGAGCGGUCGGACCCAAGGGCCAACCAGGAGAUCCAGGAGGUCCUGGAGUUCCAGGACCGCAGGGACCCCGAGGAGCUCCGGGACCGGACGGCAGAGACGGGAUCGGACCUGCGGGUCCCAGCGGUGCCAAGGGAGAUCCUGGUUUCCCCGGUUACCCCGGCCUGACGGGCGAGGACGGGCUGCAGGGGACCAAGGGAGAACCGGGUCGCAAGGGGAACCGAGGCCGAGCGGGCAACGCGGGCCGGACCGGAGCGCCGGGAACGCCUGGAGAGUCGGGACAUUCCGGACACAGGGGAUCCAGAGGUCCGCCUGGCUUUCGUUCUCUGUCUGAGUGUCAGCUGAUCACCUACAUCCGGGACAACUGUGCGUGUUCCUCCGGUGAGGCAGGCUGCCCGGCCUUCCCCACAGAGCUGGUCUUCGGCCUGGACAUGUCGGACGGCGUGACGCCGGCCGCCUUCGAGAGGCAGCGCUCCGCCCUGCUGUCGCUGCUGGACGCCGUCGAUGUGGCGGAGAGCAACUGUCCGCGAGGCGCCCGCGUCGCCGUGGUGGGAUUCAGCAGCUACACCAAGUACCUGAUCCGCUUCCAGGACUACCGGCACAAGGCCCAGCUGAGGGAGGCGGUGCAGAACAUCGCCCUGGAGAGGACGUCCAACAAGCCGCAGCUCGGCGCCGCCAUGCGCUUCGUGGGCCACAACGUCUUCAAGCGCGUGCGGGCCGGAACGCUGCUGAGGAAGGUGGCGGUCUUCUUCUCUGCCGGCCGUUCGGAGGACGUGGGCGACGUCCUGACGGCGGUGAUGGAGUUCCGCGCCAUGAACGUCGUCCCGGCCGUCGUUUCUCUGACCAGAGCUCCUGGGAUUCGGAACGCCGUGGAGGUCGACGAUUCGGGCAGCUCCAUCUUCACGCUGCUGACGAGGCAGGAGAACCUGGAGUCGGACCUGAGGAGGAUCAGGAGCUGCGCAAUCUGCUACGACCCCUGCAGACGCUCCUCAGACUGCUCCUUCAUCCUGGACCCGCCGGGCCCCCUGCAGGCCGAACUGGACCUGGCUCUGGUUCUGGACGGCUCCAGGGAGGUCCAGGCGGACCAAUACGCCGGCGCCCAGCAGCUGCUGGCCUCAGUGGUGGAGCAGCUGGCCGUCAGCGCUCAGCCCCGCCGGCCCGGCGCCCAGGCCCGGGUGGCGGCGCUGCAGGGCGACAGGCUGGAGUUCGGCCCGCAGACCUACCAGAACCUGGACGGGAUGAAGACCCACCUGCUGGCGGCGCGGCAGCAGAGCGGCUCCUCGGCGCUGGGCCGCACGCUGGACGUGGCCCUGAAGGAGGCGCUGCCGCCGCAGGCCGGCGCCGCCCUCAGGGCCCGCUGCGACGGCGUGGCCGUGUUCGUGGUGGCGGUGGGCGGACGCUACGACCAGACGCAGGUGGAGGAGCUGGCCGGCCUCCCGGUCCGGCAGCACCUGGUCCACGUCCGCCGGCUGCAGGCCGAGGAGCGCGGCUACGUCCUGCGCUUCUUCAGGGUCUUCCUGUCCGCUCUCAACAAGGGACUCGUCGGGUCUCCUGCCGCUUCUGUCAACUGUGAGGAUCUGGCCGACCCAGAAGGAGGACAAACCGCCUUCACAGAGGCGGUGGGCGGCGCCGGGCAGCAGGGGUUCCAGGAGCAGACCGGCACACAGACCCAGACGGACCUGCUGGACGUCAUCCUGACUCCGGGCAGAGGAGACAGUCAGACGGUGGAGCUGGGAGCGGACCUGGACGCCUGCUGUCAGCUGGAUGUUGAUUUCGGGUCCCAGUGUACCGUCUCUGUCCAGCGGUGGUUCUUUGACAGAACCGUCGCUGCUUGCGCCCCCUUCUGGUUCGGCGGCUGUGGCGGCAACGCCAACCGCUUUAGCUCGGAGCGCGAAUGUUUCCGGACGUGUGGCGUCCAGAAUCCCAACAAGAGGCUGCAGCCGAAGAUCACGGUCUUCUCUAAAGACGCCUGCCUCCAGCGCCAGGACCCCGGCGGCUGCCAGGACUACGCCAUGAUGUGGUUCUUCGACACCGUUCAGAACGAGUGCGCCCGGUUCUGGUACGGCGGCUGCGACGGUAACGCUAACCGCUUCGAGACGCAGGAGGAGUGCGAGAACCUGUGUCUGACGCACAUCCAAUGAGGAGGUCGAAGGUCGUGGCCGGAGAGGAGACCACAGGACUUGAUGUCACCAGAAGGAGGCGCUUUCUCCUUCCUGAUGGACUACGGGACCCCUGAAGGGCCACAAUCAGGAGGUUCUUCCAGGUUUCCCAACUAAUGUUCCCUCUGACCCGUUUGGCCUUUGAUCACCAGAUCUGGAUUCAUCUCCAGCAGCUGUUCCUCCUUCCAACCCGGAUGUUCCCGUUCCCAACAUGACGAUAGGCACCAGAACCGAUUCUUCCCGUUCAGGAACUUCAUCGGUUGAGCUGCAGGAAAACCCGGGAGAACCGGAGCGAUCCUGAAAGUGGAGCCGUCUCCAGAACAUCGGCGGUAUCCCUCCUGUCCAGGCCGGGGAAAAUCCAGAGGUGGUGAGCAAAAGUCCUGAAGAGACGAUCCGGAUCCGUCCGGGUUCUGUCCAUAGGUCCAGAACAAAACGGACCUUUCCUGGAACUGUGAAGUUUGUCUUGGGAACCUUAGUUGGGAAAAGCUCCUCAGCUUGCAAACAAAACUCUGAGUGACCCUUCAGGGCCUCCGUAGAACUCCCACUGGACCGACCCGGUUCCGCUCAUCCUUGGAUCAGGUGCUAUUUUUAUGAAAGCGGGUCGAUCCGCGGAUCAUCGGUCACAACAUUUGAAGUUUCUGUGAAGUGUUUUAGCAAAACAGCAGCGCCCCCUUCAGGCCUGUCCAAGCAGCUCUGCUUUCACUGACGCUCCCCCUGCUGGUGGAAAUAUGUAACAACAUUUAAAUUCAUGUCAAAAUCUGAAACCAAUAAUCUAUAAAUAUCUUUAAUAUGAAAACGUUCCAAAGGUUCUGGAACAGGCCCGGUUCCUCCUCAGGGAUCGGUCCACUCUGAGCUUAGAGACUGACGCUCUCAUCCAAGUCCCUCAGAACCAGAACCAACCUGCUGUUGCCCGGUAACAACAGGAUCUUCUUGGUCAACAGCUGGUUCUGGUUCUGAUCCACCUGGCUGACCGCUGCAAACUGCAGAACCGUUCAGGAACCGGGUCUGAGUUUAGAACCCAUCAGUGAGUGUCCAAACAUCCUGACAGGUUCUGUUCAUACCGGAACCAGAACCAUCAGAACCUGUGAUGUAACGGCUGCAGAAACCCAAAUAAACGAACCAGAACCGGUUCAUACCAAGA
Poecilia reticulata (guppy) is the source of this 9723-nucleotide messenger RNA. NCBI's taxonomy places the organism in Eukaryota, Metazoa, Chordata, Actinopteri, Cyprinodontiformes, Poeciliidae. The record is from RefSeq and is a predicted model, not a curated record.